UAUUAUUGAGGAUAUUGAGUUAGCAUGUUGAAGAUAAAACUUGACAUCUGCUGAAACGGGUGGGUCAACCCGUGAGAGAAAGUAGGGAGGAAGAUUCAUUGGUGUGUGUUUGUGCGUGUGAGAGAAAAAUAAAUAAAUAAAAAUAAAAAUAUUGUGAUGGGUGUUGUGGGCUGGGUACAUGAGGUGGGGCAGGGGGUGAAGAAGAAGAUGAGAAAAAUUCAAGUAGAUGGGGUUCACAAGAGUGUGGACCUUUUGUUAUACUCUCCUACCUAUGUAUAUUUGUUUAUGAUUUCCAGUUCAUCCCCCCUGAGUUUUGCUGCUCAAUCUCUACCUAUUAUACUACAAUAUCUAUGUAUAUGUAUGUGUAUCCAAAAUUGUUAUCUUUGAGAUCUAUGUAUGUAUUUUAUGUAGAUGCUAUCUGCUGCUGAUAUGCAAAUACCCAUAGUUUGAGAUAAGAUAUAUCUCUUUAAAUGAUAUUGCCUGAAGGCUAUUUGCAUGGCUAAUUACCAGUCUGUCCUCCUAUAUUUUGCACUAUUUACCACAUCUUGCCAUUUGACUUCCAAAUUCAGACACGUACACAUCACAAAGCACAUAUGCACGAGCUCUUUUCACUUUUGUGCAGAGUCUUCCAGCUGUUUCUACCGUCUCAUCCGGUGUUCCGGUUUCAAAUGUACGAACCGAAGGAACGUGGCAUCAGAUCAAGCCCUUCAUUUCGAAAACCUGUACUUCGACUUUGUCUUUAAUGGUCAGGUGAAUAUAAAUAUAUAACAUAAUAUGGCAGAGGAUGGGUUCCGAAUGCAAGGGGUGACUGACGCCUUGAUUCCAGACUUGAACAUGGUGGAAAGUAGUGUGCAAUUAGUUAAUGAUUCCUCAACACCACAAACCGACCGAAGAAAAGAUAAAAACCCAGUGACACAAAAGAGGGCUGUUUUUGCUCCAUUAUGUACUAAUACCCCUGACAUUAGAUUACAUUCAUCACACGACAAGGAUGGAAAUCAUAAGAGGAAGAACAUAGGGAACACUUCAACCCCGCCAUAUGUCAAUCCCCAGGGAAGAGAUGGAUACAAUGUCCUUGGUUCUCCGGCUGCAUUGACAGCAAACACGUUACCACGUUCGAACAAAAUCCACCAUGGUUCACCUCAUAAGAAGAAAUUGCGCCAGUCAGUUGGCUUUGAUGGGAAUAAUGAAUACAGUCCACAUACUCCCGAUAGUCUUGGCAGGGAUAUGCAUCAGAAGCCUGCAUUUGUUACACCUCUUACAAAUGUUGAGGCAAGGAAAUCCAAGUCCAACUCUCGAUUUCAGGGAUUUGCUGCAGCAGAGAAAGAAAAUGUAAGGGUUCCAAACCAGUCCAUGCAGAAAAGUAAUAAAUCCAAGAAGGCAUCUUUACGUGUACAUGAUCAAAACAGCAGCAUGAACAGUACAAGGAUAACUCCGUUGACACCAAGUAUGGCAGGAAGACCAUUUUCUCUUGAUUCUGGUGUUUCUGCGUCAAGAAAUUAUUCUAAUAGUGAGUCGACUGUUAUGCAUGAGAAAUUAAAUGGCAAUCAGUUUGGAAUACCCAAGCGUGUUCUGGAUUUCAAUGAAAGUUCACGUGAGAAUCCCGAUCCUGAUGUUUAUAACCAGACAGAAAUUCCUGAGAUUCAUGGCUUUGAGGAUAGUGACAGUGAUAUUUCAGCAGACGAUGAUAUUGAUUAUGUCAAUGAAGAUUGUGAUGAAAACAUUAACAGCGGACAUGUUGUCAAGGAGUAUGCAACACUGGGACCUCCAAAUGUCAAAUGUUCCUUCUGCCAAGCUUGGAUGUGGAAAGAAGAACGUAUCAACAAGUGCGUUACCAAGGGUACACCGAUUUUUUCUACAUGUUGCUCAAAGGGACAGAUCCAAUUACCCAGAGAGGAACCCACACCCUCUUAUAUAUGGCAGCUACAUAACGAUCCCCAGAAGUCUAAGCGUUUCACAGAUGGUGUGCGUCUUUAUAAUAGUAUUUUUGCAUUUACAUCCACUGGUGGUAAAGUUGACAAUUCAGUUAAUUGUGGCGGCGCUCCUUAUGUAUAUCGACUAAAUGGUCAGAACCACCAUCUAUUUGGUUCACUUAUUCCUGAUGAGGGUGAAGACCCAAAAUUCUGCCAAUUAUAUAUUUACGACACUCAGAAUGAAGUCCAAAAUCGAUUGAAAUGGGUAACCGUUGAUGGUGGUGAUGAGUUGGAUGUCGAGAUUGUGGAAGGAUUAAAGCAGAUGUUGGAUGAGACUAAUGACUUGGUGAAGGAGUUUAGAUCAGCACGUGAUCGUUAUGAGUUACAUGGUGUGAAAGAUCUUGAAAUUACACUAAAGGUUUCACGCUCUGAAAGUGGUAGAGAAAACCAUGUAGGUCCCUCGGACGAGGUGGCCGGUAUUAUGGUGGGUGAUCUUGAUGAUACAGAGGGUAAGCGUGACAUUGUUUUACAUUCUAAACAAAGGGGUUUGGAAAGGAUAACCGACAUACAUCCGAAGCUCAUGUCCUUACAAUAUCCCCUUUUAUUUCCUCACGGUGGCGAUGGUUUCCAUAAAGACAUUCCCUUUGGUAAGUCAGACAAGAAAAAGAACAAGAUCAGAGAAUGCAUUUCAAUGAAGGAGUAUUAUUCCUAUAAAUUCCAAGUUCGUACAAACGAAGGGAUGACUCCGCGUCUUGGAGGUCGUCUUUACCAGCAGUAUAUGGUGGAUGCAUUUAGUACUAUCGAACAAGCCCGUUUGUGGUGGUUUCGUAAAAAUCAAACAACUUUGCGCUCUGAUCUUUAUUCUAAUCUCUGCAAGUCUGUAAGAUCCGGUAAAGGUGAUUCCAACAAUGUAGGCAAAGGGUUUAUCUUACCGGCUGGCUUUCUUGGUUCACGGCGAUACAUGCAGCAGAAUUUUCAGGAUGCACUAGCUGUAUGUCGUUUUAUUGGCCAUCCUGAUAUCUUUCUCACUAUGACAACCAAUCCCAUAUGGGAUGAAAUUCAGCAGAUGAUGAAAUUAAUUCCACCUUGCACACCUCAGAACUCUCCCGAUGUUAUAGCUCGUGUAUUCAAACUAAAACUUGAGCAACUAAUUGAAGAUAUCAAGAAGAAUAAAUACUUUGGUGUGUGUCUUGGAGUGAUGUACGUAGUUGAGUUUCAAAAAAGAGGGCUUCCGCACGUCCACAUGUUAAUAUGGUUGGAUUCUGAAUCAAAGUUGAAGCUACAGAACAAUGUUGAUCAAUUUGUUAGUGCUGAGAUUCCUGAUCCAGCCUUAGAUCCUGUUGGCCAUGCAGCAGUUCAGGCUUUCAUGAUGCAUGGCCCCUGUGGACACGAUCACCCCAAAUCACCUUGCAUGAAACAGAAAAAGUGUAUCCGACACUUUCCAAAAAAGUAUUGUUCUGCAACCAUGUUUGAUCAGUCAGGCUUCCCAAUCUAUAAGCGCAGGAAGACAAAUAUUACUGCCAAGAAGGGUAAAGUACAGUUAGAUAACCGAUGGGUCGUCCCCUACAACCGAGAUUUACUGGUGAAAUAUCAGUGCCAUAUGAAUGUUGAAAUAUGUGCACAUGCCCGGAGUUUGAAGUAUCUCUUUAAAUAUUGCUUAAAGGGACAUGACAGAGCAACCGUUGAAAUUCGGGGAAAGAAGAAUACCAACAAAUCGUGUGAUAACAUUGAAGAACCGGAAGAUGAGAUUCAAUCCUUCUUUGAUGGGAGAUACAUAUGUGGAGCUGAGGCUGCAUAUCGUAUCUUUGGAUAUACUAUACACUACCGUUCUUUGUCAGUGUUGCGCCUUUCCUUUCACUUGCCUGGCAACAAAUAUGUUACCUUCAGAGCCAAUGAACCGCUGACAAAGAUUGUGAACAGAGAGAAGGAGAAAAUGACACAGUUGGAGGCCUUCUUUUUUCUCAAUGCCAAUGAUCCCAAUGCACGGCAAUAUCUAUACGAUGAGAUACCUCAACACUACGUCUGGAAUGAAUCGGAUCACAUUUGGAAUUUGAGGAAACGGGGCAAUCAGAUUGGUAGGUUGGCAUAUACUCAUCACAGUGCUGGGGAGCUUUGGUAUUUAAGACUCCUGCUGAUGAAGAUUCGUGGACCAACUUCAUUUGAGUGUCUCAGGACAGUCAAUGGAACUGUCUUCUCUACCUUUCAUGAGGCCUGUCAAGAAUUAGGUCUUCUAGACAGUGACAAGGAAUGGCAUGAGGUUCUGCAACAAUGUUCAGCAUGUGGCUUCCCACAGCAAAUCCGUGAACUAUUUGUUCACAUCAUGGUUAAUUGCAAGGUCAGUGAUCUUAAUUUAUUGUGGAAAACUUUCUGGAAGGAGAUGGUUGAUGAUUUAAUGUUGAAGCAACGUCAGCUAACGGGUAAUCAACAUCUUAUCCUCAAUGACAAACAACAAGAGUUCUUUGCCCUUGCAGAAAUUCACAAACUCCUAAAGUCUAUUGGCAAGUCACUUAAAGAUUACAACCAAAUGCCCCAGCCCCCAAGCAGUUAUCUGGAUUGCAAUUCAAACAAUUUGAUCAUAGAGGAAACCAGUUACGAUAUAGCUGAGAUGGAAAAAGAAUUUGAAUCUCUAUUUUCCAAAUGCAACAAAGAACAGUUGGCCGUAUACAACUCUGUUAUGGAUUCAGUUGAAAACAACAAGGGGAGUUUGUUCUUUGUAUACGGCAGUGGUGGCUGUGGAAAGACCUUCUUAUGGAGGACAUUAAUAUCUAAACUGAGAUCACAACGACAAAUUGUCCUUCCUGUUGCUUCUUCGGGUAUUGCAGCCACCCUUAUGCCCGGUGGACGCACCGCUCAUUCUCGAUUCAAAAUUCCAAUAGUACUUGAUGACCAUUCCAUGUGUGCUAUUUCCCAUCAGUCCGAUAUAGCAGAAUUAAUUAAGCGGACAAGUCUGAUAAUAUGGGAUGAAGCACCCAUGCAACACCGGUAUUCGUUUGAAUGUCUUGACCGUUCUCUCAGAGAUAUCAUGAAAGCUGUCAGUCCAGAUAGAUAUCACAUGCCUUUCGGUGGUAUUACUGUUGUUCUUGGUGGAGACUUUCGCCAAAUUUUACCGGUUAUACCGCGUGCUGGACAGGGUGAAAUUGUGUCUUCCUGUAUCACAAGAUCUAAGCUGUGGAAAGUAGCUACUGUCUUUAAGCUCUUACACAAUAUGCGCCUAAAUAAAGGAAGAGAUGCAGCUGAGGUAUCAUCUUUGAAAGAUUUCGCAAAGUGGGUCUUAGAUGUUGGAGAUGGCAAAAUAAAGAACACACCUGUCACUAAUGCUGAAGGCUCUAACAAUCAAAUCGCAAUUCCUGAAGAAUUCUGCAACUUACAAGGGGAAAACACAGUUGAUCAAAUGAUUGAAAGUACAUUUCCAGACUUUCUUCAAAAUUAUCAGAAUUCAGAUUAUUUGAGUGAGAGGGCAAUUCUCACUCCAACCAACCAGACCGUUGGUCAUGUAAAUUCUCUAAUAGUGGAGAAAAUUCCCGGGGAAAUCCAUUCUUAUUUCAGUGUUGACACAGCAGAGGACUUCCCUGGCACAGAAAGAGAUCAAAUGCAAUCAUUCCCACCCGAGUACAUGAACUCGAUAAAUAUACCAGGCCUUCCUCUGCAUGAACUGAAGCUUAAAGUGGGUGUUGUUGUGAUGCUGAUUCGGAACCUGAAUCAGACCUUGGGGUUAUGUAAUGGCACAAGAAUGAAGGUCACCAAGUGCCUCAAACAUUGUGUUGAGUGCGAAGUGAUUUCUGGCAGUUACAAGGGAACUAAACAUUUUAUCCCUAGAAUGGAAUUAUCUCCUACUGAGACGCGUUUGCCAUUUAGACUUUGCAGGAAGCAAAUGCCUCUGCAGGUAUGCUACGCCAUGACCAUAAAUAAAGCACAAGGACAAUCUCUGGAGAAGGUUGCUCUUUUUCUUCCGAAGCCUGUUUUCACUCACGGCCAGUUGUACGUGGCUAUAAGUCGUGUGACUUCUCCUCAAGGCUUGAAGUUGUUUAUCAACAAUGAAGAAGGAGAUGCAACCAAUCUCACAGAUAAUGUGGUUUACAAGGAAAUAUUUUACAAUCUACCUGUCAUUUAGUUUCAUUAGAUGUAGCUGAAACUAAAUUUUUUGGUAACAUGCAAGAACAUUACAUGUUGCAUACACUGAAAUUUUUUGUAAGGCACAUAAACAGGUUGUGACCCUUUUUGUGCAUCUGAAGUGUUUGCUAUCUCUCGGAGAUAACAGUGAAAUAUUAUUUGUCUUAUGUUUAAGUUCAUUUACUUCAGAAAUAUUAAUUGACAGGCCAGUGCAUCUUUUGUAAUUGCCGCCAUGCAUCGUUUAAACUGUGAUUAUGUUUUCUCUUAUAUAGGUAAAUUUGCAGAAUAUAAUGAGAUGGUUUUUAAGAAUUAACCAUUAUUUGCAUGUUGUUAAGUGAAGGAACAUAAAUU
Molecule: messenger RNA, 6371 nt
Organism: Daucus carota subsp. sativus
Lineage: Eukaryota; Viridiplantae; Streptophyta; Magnoliopsida; Apiales; Apiaceae
Exons: 11
Coding region: 775-6021 (1748 amino acids)
Biological process (GO): DNA repair; telomere maintenance
Molecular function (GO): ATP binding; DNA helicase activity
Source: RefSeq, a predicted model, not a curated record